AUGAGCGAGGCAGAUAUGAAGGGAAAGCGCAAAGAACGUGAAAAUGAAAUUGAGAGGAAGAAGGUGAAGAAGGAGAAGACAGAGAAGAAAGAUAAGAAAGAUAAGAAGGUUAAAAAGGAAAAGAAGGAUAAGAAAACAGAGGCGGUUACCAAAUCAAGUGAAAUCAAAGGCUCAGAGGCGCCCCAGAAAGCUGUGGAAAAUGCCGUCUCUGCUAGUGAGGCGCGCGAGUUUCUUGAGACUAAUAACAUUACAAUUGAAAUGCCUGAAGAAUCGAAUGACAAGCCACCACGCCCAAUGCUUUCAUUCUCAGAGCUUGAAGGGAAAAUUGAUCCAGAUCUGAAAAAACGUCUAGAUGCUGAGGGAUUUACCAAGCCUACUUUGAUCCAAUCAUGCUGUUGGCCUGUACUCUUUCUGGGUCGUGAUAUUGUGGGUGUUGCGGAGACUGGCUCAGGAAAAACCCUUGCCUUUGGCAUCCCAGCUCUUCAAUAUGUGAUUGAAAAUAAAUCUUUAAUUAAAAAUCAAAAGGGCGUGGUGCAGGUAUUGGUCGUGGCCCCAACCCGUGAACUAGCUAUUCAGACAAGAGACAAUCUAGCGCGAGUGAGUGAGCCGCUAGGAUUUGGUGUCUACUGUUUGUACGGAGGAGUAUCAAAAGGGGAGCAAUUACGAGAACUAAACAACUUUUCGCUUCCUGUGCAUAUUAUCGUUGGCACGCCUGGUCGGAUUCUUGAUUUGGCUCGUGAAGGAUCACUUGAUCUUAGUCAUGUAAGCUACUUGACAUUGGAUGAAGCGGAUCGAAUGCUCGAUAAAGGAUUCGAACCAGACAUUCGUGCAAUUAUUGGUAUGACAAAGUCGCAUGAGGAUGGUCGCCACACCAACAUGUUUAGUGCCACUUGGCCGCCAGCUGUCCGUGGCUUAGCAGAAACCUUCAUGCGUUCACCUGUUCGAGUAACUGUGGGAAGUGAUGAGUUGAGUGCGAACCGUCGUGUUUCUCAAUCGGUGGAGGUUCUGCAAGAUGGGCGUGCCAAGGAGCGCCGCUUGAGUGACUUUUUAAGGUCGAUUCAAGCGAACAAGACAAAUGACAAAAUUCUCAUUUUUGCUUUGUACAAGAAGGAGGCACAGCGCGUAGAAAAUACGCUGCGUCGGUGGGGCUAUCGUGUUUCUGGUAUUCAUGGAGACUUAAGCCAGAAAGAUCGCAUUGCUAAUCUCAAUGCUUUCAAGACAAAUGAGACGCCCUUACUUGUGGCAACGGAUGUGGCUGCAAGAGGUCUGGAUAUUCCUAAUGUCGAGCAUCCAUUGAAGAUUAUAUUCAUCGUAUUGGGCGUACAGGGCGCGGUGGGAAAACAGGAAAAGCUCUCACUUUUUUCACUGAUGAAGACAAGGCACAUGCUGGCGAGCUUAUUCGUGUGUUGA
Malassezia sympodialis ATCC 42132 is the source of this 1410-nucleotide messenger RNA. RefSeq lists its product as uncharacterized. The coding region runs from base 1 to 1410 and encodes 469 amino acids. The transcript has 3 exons. The record is from RefSeq and is a predicted model, not a curated record. Lineage: Eukaryota; Fungi; Basidiomycota; Malasseziomycetes; Malasseziales; Malasseziaceae. Gene Ontology annotation, molecular function: ATP binding; nucleic acid binding.